Messenger RNA from Notolabrus celidotus (New Zealand spotty), 4043 nucleotides. Its product is annotated as solute carrier family 45 member 4. Gene Ontology annotation, molecular function: sucrose:proton symporter activity. Bases 1298 to 3970 code for a protein of 890 amino acids. The record is from RefSeq and is a predicted model, not a curated record. Gene Ontology annotation, biological process: transmembrane transport. The transcript has 16 exons. NCBI's taxonomy places the organism in Eukaryota, Metazoa, Chordata, Actinopteri, Labriformes, Labridae. Gene Ontology annotation, cellular component: membrane.
CUUUAUGCAAAUCAACCGUGACGUCGGCGGAAGCCAGCGCUACGUCUCUUCUUCCGACAGAUAUUCCUUUAAAGGCGUAUUUAAAGCCCUUGCUUCAGUUGCAGCAGCAGUGGACAACCUAUGCAACAAAAUCUGCUGCAGAGCAGAGCGACCGUCCGACCUCUUGAGCGGACGCAGACACGGAGCCGGCGGCUGACACGACCCGGUGAGGUACUACCGCAGGGCUUGAGAUUGCAGCCUGGACCAAACGGAAACGUCUCAACGACAUUUAUGAAGCUUUUAAGGCCUUUUGAUUGAUCAGCCAAUCGAUGGGGAUUCUCAGAGGAGCUCCGCCUACCUUCGUCACCUGCCCUCCUCCUCCAACUCCUUCCCCUUCCCCCUGCAGCCUCCUCCUUGUCCCUGCCCGCUCUGUCGCCCAGCCCUCCAUUAAGCCCUUCUCCAUACACAAAAUGACUCUUGAACUUACCGAGUGGUCAUCUAUAUGGAUUUUUACUGCUUGUAAUAGACAGUAAGAGAAAGAGGGAGAAACCCAGAUGACAAUAAAGCCAUAGACACACCUACACACCACACACACACAUAUACACACACACACACGCUCACAAACACACACACCCACACACACAAACAGUCAUAUAAACACUCACAUACCAAAUAACACUGACAGAUUUGUCUUUAAAACACACGGAAGGAGGCAAACGCACAAACUGGCUCUUGGAAUGUACCACACACUCUUCCAGUAAAAUUCAACCGCUUCCAUCGAUUUGGUUUUUUUUUCUACGAGUGUUCGGGAAGCUGAAUUUAUUUUGUUUUUUCAACUUUUGGGGGGAAAAAAGAUCUGAAGAGAAUUCAAAUCUGUUGAAUUUGGAGCUGCAUUGAUUUUUUGAGGACAAGUUGUUUUUCGGACAAAUUUUUUAAGCGGAUAACGGAUGCUGAAUGAUUUUUGUUUCCUUUUUUUUCCUAGUAACAACCAACCAACACUAGAUCCUGAGAUACUUGUUGACUUUAUUUAGUGUCCUUUUUGAGCAGGACACAGCUCAACAUAUUAACACUUACCUUGAUUGCAGGGACACUUUUAGUUUAUUUGGAAUAAUAAAUGUUCCUCUUUAGAAACGUAAUAGAUAAACAUCUACAUAACCAGCACGAUACUUGCACAAGUUGCAUUUUGUAGCUUGUAAAGAUUGUAAUUAAGAUAUUUCCACAUCAUCCCUGCUUGAGUUACUUCAAGACACUUAGCUUCAGGUCAGUUUUCUCAGACUCAGUGUGUUGGAAGGCGUGUGCUUGUUUUCUCAUUGCUUGCAUGCCCUCCAACAUGCCUCCCCAGAACACAGAGGCUGACACCAUGCAGGUCGGAUCUGUGGUGGGCGGGGCCAACGCCAAAAACUCCACUGCAUCAGGCUCAGACGAGGAAAAAGGAGGAGCGGCAGGCGAGACGGAUGGAUUGGGAGAUGGCGGUGGCGGAGCAGGAGGAGGAACUGCAACUGGAACUGUAGGGGAGGAGUCAGCAAGCGAGGGUUCUGUGGAAGGCAUCCCACUCAAGAGAUGGGUGAUGCACGGGGCUGUGAUGUUCGGACGGGAGUUCUGCUAUGCCAUGGAGACAGCGCUGGUGACGCCUGUUCUGCUGCAGAUAGGUCUUCCAGAGCAAUACUACAGUCUGACAUGGUUCCUCAGUCCCGUCCUUGGCCUCAUGUUCACUCCUCUGAUCGGCUCAGCUAGCGACCGCUGCACCCUGAGGUGGGGCAGGAGGAGGCCGUUCAUCCUGGCUCUGUGUAUUGGAACGCUGAUAGGAGUGGCUCUCUUCCUGAAUGGAUCGUUGAUAGGUCUGGCUAUGGGUGAUGAGCAGGGGAGCCAACCGAUAGGAAUAGUGCUUACUGUGCUGGGCGUGGUGGUGUUAGACUUUUGUGCUGACGCGACGGAGGGACCAAUCAGAGCGUACCUACUUGACGUUGCCGACACGGAAGAACAAGACAUGGCGCUUAACAUCCAUGCUGCCUCAGCAGGUCUUGGUGGUGCGGUUGGCUAUGCUCUUGGAGGUUUGGACUGGACACACACCUUCCUUGGAGCAGCUUUCAAGUCCCAGGAACAGAUCCUGUUCUUCUUUGCUGCCAUCCUCUUCUCUGCCUCUGUAGUGUUACAUCUUUUCAGCAUUGAGGAGCAGCAAUACUCGCCCCAACAUGACAGGCUUGACCAGGAGAGUCCUGAUCGUACCAACCCACCACCAUCAGCCAAUGGCAGGACUGGCCUUCUUGCCCCAAAGCUGGAGUUGAUUGGAGAGGAUGACACUCUCGACAGCUAUGACCUGUAUGAUCCGUAUGGAGAUGACCAGUCAGAGCGUGGGGAUAUGGACUUCCUGGAGGUGGAGCUUGUGAGGAGUAAAAGUGACAGUGUUCUCGCCAUGGCAGAUGCGACUCUCGACCACUUGGACCAUGAUGCAUUGUUCCUUUGCCACAUAGAGCCAUCCAUCUUUGCUGACCGCCUCUCACCCUACCACGGCUCCCCUCCUACCAAUGCUUCCUUCUUCAACUCCAUUCACUACACUCCGACCCCCAAAUUCGGCAACAUCAGACGCAGCAGCAGCGCAGGAAGUCAGGACCUGCUCCGCCUCCAGGCCAACAACCACCAAACGAAUGCUCCCAACACCAAGAUUUCCCGCCUCUCGGCUUUCUUACAGGAGAUGGAAAACGACGAUGGUCAGGAGGCGCUGCUGAACAACCAGCUCAAUGAGCAGAGGACAUUGAACGGACGUUUGUUAGCCGGUGUGACUAAUGCUGACGGAGACAACACUAACAGGCUGAGCUCUAAAGGACAGGCUCACAGAGCUGGAAUGGUCAAAGCUGCCAGUACGGGAGCCCCGAUGCGCCAGUGCCGUCACCGUCACACCUUCUACCGCCAGCCGUCCUGCACUUUCUCCUACUACGGUCGAGUUGGAAGCCACCGCUAUCGAUACCGCCGAGCCAACGCCGCUUUUCUCAUCAAGCCGUCUCGCAGCAUGAACGACCUGUACGAAGUGGAGGCCAGACACAGGAGGAGGAGCAGGCAGAAGACCAGACACCGCAGCGGAAACACCAACUCCUCCAGCGGAGACACAGAGAGCGAAGAGGGAGAGGUUGAGACCACUGUCCGGUUACUGUGGCUCUCCAUGCUGAAGAUGCCACCAGAGCUGCUGCGACUGUGUGCCUGUCACCUGCUGACCUGGUUCUCCAUCAUCGCUGAGGCAGUCUUCUUCACUGACUUCAUGGGACAAGUCAUCUACCAUGGAGAUCCUACAGCUCCUGUUAACUCGACUUUGUUGGAGAACUACCACAGAGGAGUGCAGAUGGGAUGUUGGGGAUUAGUUAUAUAUGCUAUGACUGCUGCUACAUGCUCAGCUCUUCUUCAAAAGUACCUCGACAACUUUGAACUGAGCAUUAAGAUCAUCUACAUCCUUGGGACGCUGGGUUUUUCAAUAGGGACUGCGGUCAUGGCAAUAUUCCCUAAUGUGUAUGUCGCAAUGGUGAUGAUCAGCAGCAUGGGCAUCAUCUCCAUGAGUAUCUCCUACUGUCCUUAUGCUCUGCUGGGACAGUACCAUGAAAUGAAAGAGUACAUCCAGCACAGUCCUGGUAACUCCCGGAGAGGCUUUGGCAUUGACUGUGCCAUCUUAUCCUGCCAGGUGUACAUCAGUCAGAUCUUGGUCGCCUCAGCUCUUGGUGCUGUAGUGGAAGCAGUUGGCAGUGUCCGUGUCAUUCCCAUGGUGGCCUCUGGGGGCUCCCUCCUUGGAUUCUUUACUGCCUGCUUCCUGGUCAUUUACCCAACUCCAAACAGCAAGGACGGGGACUCCAAAACGUCAGUAAAACGGGCUUUGACAAAGCUGAAUAAUCCCAUCAGCAGCGAAGUGGCCGUCAUUGUAGAAAAACCCAGUUUCCUUAAACUCAACAAGGCAGGCAAGGCUACCACCACCACUUCCUGUCACACAGAGAAUGAGUCUGCUCUGUGAUUGGCUGGCUGCAUCAGAAGAUUCGUCACUGCAGGAACAACUAAAUUAAAGUUUGAAUCAUCACUGACGAAGA